Messenger RNA from Neltuma alba, 1058 nucleotides. RefSeq names its product probable aquaporin TIP2-2. The transcript is spliced from 3 exons. Gene Ontology annotation, cellular component: plant-type vacuole membrane. Gene Ontology annotation, molecular function: water channel activity. Lineage: Eukaryota; Viridiplantae; Streptophyta; Magnoliopsida; Fabales; Fabaceae. The coding region runs from base 51 to 803 and encodes 250 amino acids. Gene Ontology annotation, biological process: transmembrane transport; water transport. The record is from RefSeq and is a predicted model, not a curated record.
CAGAACAUUAUUAGACAGCCAAGAGGCUCCAUUUCUUCACGGGAUUGAAAAUGGUGAAGAUAGAAUUUGGUAGCUUUCCCGACUCUUUUAGCGUUAAUUCCAUUAAGGCUUAUAUAGCAGAGUUCAUCGCUACUCUUCUUUUCGUCUUUGCUGGCGUUGGAUCAGCCAUCGCUUACGGUGAACUUACGGAGGAUGCAGCGUUGGAUGCGCCGGGACUGGUGGCGGUGGCGGUGGCCCAUGCGUUCGGCUUGUUUGUAGGAGUAGCGGUGGCAGCCAACAUCUCAGGCGGGCAUUUGAACCCAGCGGUUACUCUUGGAUUGGCAAUUGGAGGCAACAUCACCAUCUUAACUGGCAUCUUGUACUGGAUUUUCCAAUUGCUUGGCUCCAUCGUCGCAUGUCUCCUCCUCAAAUUUGUUACUGGUGGAAAGAGCAUUCCAACUCAUGGACUAGCAGCAGGUGUGGGUGCAGGAGAAGGUGUAGUGUUUGAGAUUAUUGUUACUUUCGGAUUGGUUUACACUGUGUAUGCCACAGCGGCUGAUCCCAAGAAGGGUUCCCUGGGAACCAUUGCGCCCAUUGCAAUUGGGUUCAUUGUGGGUGCCAACAUCUUGGCAGCCGGUCCAUUUAGUGGAGGUUCAAUGAACCCGGCUCGGUCCUUCGGCCCUGCUGUUGUAAGCGGCAACUUCAUGGAUAACUGGAUUUACUGGGUCGGCCCAUUGGUUGGAGGGGCCUUGGCCGGGUUGGUCUAUGGUGAUGUCUUCAUUGGUUCAUAUGCUCCGGUUCCUGCUGCUGAAAGCUACCCUUAAAUUUUUCUCAUGUGUGACCAGUUUCUCACCGUUUGAUUUCUUGCUUUAGUGUGGAAAUUGUAUCUUUGACCUUUGAUCAUCCACCCAGUGAAGGAGCUUCUUCUUGUAAUAAAAAUGUAAAUAAUAAACGCAAUUUAAUUUCUCAAGCCUUGCCCUCAGCUUUCAAGCUAAUUUUAACCGGCGUUAUGCCCCUGCUUUGCAUGUGCUGUCCAUAUAUAGAACAAUCAGUUUCCUUCAUAUUAUGACAUAAUGAAA